AUGUCAGGAAGAUUGAGAGAUGACGUGGAGUACUACUCUGCAAUCCAUGAGGGGCAAGGCGAUGGAGAGAGAUCCUCCUACUAUGGCGGAGCCUCCGUACCAUUCAUAUGGGAGUCAACGCCAGGCACACCGAAACACAACCACUUCUCUGAUUUCUCUCUUCCUCCGCCGCUCACGCCGCCUCCAUCGUACUACUCCUCCUCCGGGUUAUUGUCAACGCCAAAGAGACAGAGCAAGGUGAGAACACAACUAACAAGAAUCCUGUCCAUGUCUCUGUUCCAUGACCUCAGGAAGAGCAGUAACAGUAGCAAGAAGACGACCAACACUGUCUCUGGGUCAUCCUUUUCUUGGUCGUCUACGUCUUCUUCAUCUUCCUUCUCCUCCUCGCCGCCACAUUCUUCCAGAAAACCAGUGAGACAUAUAAAGAACUCGCUGGUUGUGGACGGUAAAUGCAAAGAGGACGAGCUUCCAUCGUCGCCAACCUCGACUCUGUGUUACUCGAAUGGUGGAAGGAAAGGGUUUAGUUCGUCAAUGGGGAGUAUGAAGAGAGCUCUGUUCUCUGGAUCCACUGGUAAAGUUCUCAUCAACAAGGCUUGA
Microthlaspi erraticum is the source of this 597-nucleotide messenger RNA. NCBI's taxonomy places the organism in Eukaryota, Viridiplantae, Streptophyta, Magnoliopsida, Brassicales, Brassicaceae. The record is from the annotation of a GenBank genome assembly.